UGAGCUAUAAUACGCGGUAUUCGUAUGUUUGCUGGUUAAAUGUCCACUGAAUCUCGAGAGGUUUUUGACGGCUUCAAAACAUCCAGUGUUGACAUGUACAUUAGUCAAUCACCCGACGAAUACAACAAAUUGACCCACGGAAAUUAGAAUGGUUUGCUGACUGUUUUGAGGGUUAUUCACACUGAAGAGUAGGCAUGGAGGAUAAUGGUGCAGACAUAGGUGAUGCUCUAGAUGGUCUAGACGACUUCCUUCAAGAUGAAAAUCUCUUUCAAGACUUGGAAGAUCUUGGAAAAGUACUUGAUGAACUCAACGAGGCUGAUGAUGGGGGAGAGUCUUCUGAUGCUGGGGAAUCUGGUGGAGCCUCGAAAAGAGAUUUUGAAUUUGAUCCCGAUGAAUUGCCAGGCAUUGAUGAUAUUCUGGGCAGUGCAACUAAAACUUCACAAGCAGAGGAAUUGGAAGACGGGGAGAUUUCAGAGGUUGAUGAGAAGAAUGAAUUGAAAGAACUCAAGAAAAGGAAAAUGGAAGUUAUUAACAAGAUGAGAAAAUUAGUCAAACAUAAGAUACAGUUGACAAACCAAAGAAAUGAUUUGCUUUUGCAGCUACAGAGUAAUACACAGCUUGAUAAAGUUACUACCCUGCUGAAAGAGAAUUCCACAGCUUGUGAAAGCAAUAUUCUAAUCAGAUCUUCAGGAUGA
Messenger RNA from Macrobrachium nipponense, 695 nucleotides. RefSeq lists its product as uncharacterized. The coding region runs from base 195 to 695 and encodes 166 amino acids. The transcript is spliced from 4 exons. Lineage: Eukaryota; Metazoa; Arthropoda; Malacostraca; Decapoda; Palaemonidae. The record is from RefSeq and is a predicted model, not a curated record.